GGGCAAAAAAAAACCAAGCUUCAGGUUAUUGUAAAAAUUUAACCCUACAUCUCAUCUCUCAUUUUCACCGCUUCUCCUUCCCCGAUCUCUCUCCAAGGCAUGCUAUCAUUCGGUUCUUCAUAGUUCAUUACAGCGGCUAUCAAACUAGGAUCCAUUACUAUGUCAUCUUCGGCACACCAGAAGACUUGUCAAUUUGUUUCCAGGAGUUGAUUGAAGAGCUUGUUUAUUACCUUAAUCAGGUUAGUAUGCUGCUAGUUUUAGUUGUUUAGACCAUUUAAAAAAUUUUUAUACAAUAAUAUAAACUACUUAGAGUGUAACUAACAACUCAUGCACUUUAAAAUAAAAUAAGUGGGAAGCUGCCAAAACCGAAACUGAAAAGAUGCUUUUGAAAUUGAAUUCAUAAGAUAAGGGACACUUUAGUAAGACAUCUAUAUCUUGUUAUUGAUAUCAAUUACCUCACUGGAUCGUAUGCUUUUCGAUACUCUUGACUGCUUCACAUUCAAAUAAAUGAGUUUUUAAUCAAGGAAGAUGGAUUAGUAGUUUACACUCAUUUUCAGCAAUAAAAGCCUUAUUAUGCAUACUCAAUAUAAAAAAAAAGUCAAAAGUUACCACUGUGUAUGAGCUUAAGUUAUUAAAUAAGUUGGUUAAGUACUUAAGUACAUUAUUUUAAAGCUAACCCAAAAUCUGUAUGCAGUGGUCCUAAUAGCUGGCAAACACAAAUGAAAAGUUGGAAUCUGAACUAGCCAAUUGUGGUCCUCCAAUUAUUGUUAAUUGUGUUGUAUUGAUUGGUCUCACCUGAUUUUGCUUUGCUUUGCUUGUUAGUGUGUCGUGUUGGCAUUUUCACUAUAUCAUAGCUAGUGUGUAAUUUACUAAGUGACCUCUUAUGUGAUUGUUUGUUAUGAAUGACCGAUUAGAUUUUGCAUGUUUAGUUUCAUUUUAAUAUUAGAGAAAUUGCUUCCACCAACCAUCAUGCAAGAGAUGAUGGAUAAAGAUUGGGUGUGGCUUCACGGGUAAGAAUAUUAUCUUAGUUUAUUAGUCCACUAGUAUUAAAAAAAAUGUAGAUGUAUAACUAGAUAUAGCAUGUGCUUGUUCUUGCUAUUCUGAAAAUCAUAGAUCCACUCUCGAGUACCAACAAAAAGCAUUAAAGUUUGUGCAUACGGCUGAAAGGAAUCUGGGAUAUCCUGCAAGGAUGUUCUGCCCUUGCAAAGAUUGUCGUAAUAUGAGCCAUCAAGAUGGGAGUACUAUAUUUGAACACUUGGUUACUAAGGGGAUGGACCUUUCAUACCGAAUGAAGCCAUGUUGGACUAAACAUGGAGAAAAAAAAGAAACUAAUGAGAUGCUUGGUUCUGAAACUGCUAGUGACGAGACUUAUAAUUUAUUCAAAGCUGCCUACUUUAUGGAUGGAGGACUUUCCCAGGCAAUACCUAUUGAUGAACCCACAAGUCGUAAUAGUGAUGAUGAAUUCAUGAAGAAGCUCGAAGAAGCACAAACUCCUUUGUAUCCAGGAUGCGAAACAUACACAAAGUUGUUAGCUAUUGUAGAUUUGUAUGGUCUUAAGGGUCGAAGUGGAAUUUCGAGUAAAUUUUUUAAUGAGCUAUUAAGUAUAAUUCAGCGCAUGUUGCCAAAGGAAAAUGUUUUGCCAGAUUCAGUUGCAUCAAUCAAGCGCUUCUUCAAGAGAUUUAACAUGGGGUAUGAAAAGAUUCAUGCUUGUGUGAAUGAUUGUUGUCUCUUUAGAAAAGAGUAUGCAGAUUUGGAUAAUUGUCCGAAAUGCGGCGCAUCACGGUGGAAGACAAAUAUGCGUACUAACCAAAUACGACAAUUCAUUUGGGUAUGAGUCCUAAACUCCAUGGUAAGUGCAAGCGUUUAGAUUGGUGUGGAAAUGAUGAGGUUGUAGCUGAAGGACACUUGUGCUCUAGUGAUCCAAAAGGGCUUGUUAAUAAUGCUCCUCUUGGACCUAAUGCAAUGGAAGUGAUGGUCGACAUUACAAAAUAAACCAGAUGCUUUUCUUUGGAGGCCUACAUCUAAGAUGUUAUGCAUGAAACAAGCUGUUGGUAAGACAAUUGCAUGGCCAGUUGAUAAGGUGGUGAGGCAGAUUACUCAAAAUUCUGAAAAUGAAGAUAAUACCUCCUUAAAUAUGGGUACAAAUAUGAGCCAUAUCAGGUGUACGAUAUUCAAUUGGGCUGGAAAAGAUGAAAUUGUUGCUCAAGGUUAUUGGAUUUCUAGUGAUCCAAAAAUGAUUGUUAACGGUAUUCCACUCGGACCUAAAGCCAUGAUUGUGUGGAUUGAUGACAUUAUAAAGCCUGAAUGUUUUUUGUGGAGACCUACACUAGACAUGACAUCCAUCAAAGAUGUUAGUGGAACCAAAAUAGCAUGGCCUAGUGAUAAGGUUGUAUUAGAAAAUAUCUCUAAUCACAUCAAUUUGCAGUCUGCAAACAAAUCAUCAUCUUCUCAGAGUAUAAACAAUUCAAAGAAAAAGUGCAACUUGUUAGAUAUCAGUGGCUCAGGAAAGAUAGUUGCUGAAGGACAUUGGUCAUCAAGUGAUCCAAAUCAACUUGUUCACUUUGUCCCUUUAGGUCCUAAUGCAAUGAGGGUGUGGGUUGAUAUGCCUAGGAUCCCUGAUGCACUUCUUUGGAGGCCAACAUCUGAGUUGGAGUGUAUUGAAGAUGCGGUUGGUACUACAAUAGCUUGGCCAUCAAACAAAGUUGUUAUGCUUUAAUAAGCUGAAAUGUUUGGGCUCAAUUGGUGAAGAUGAAGUCAUAUGUGAUGCUGAAAAGUCACCAACUUUUUUACUACUAUGUUUGAUGUAUCACCAUCUUGGAUGAUCGAAGAGAACUUUUUAGUUUGUUUUUGUAAUAUAUUGAAUAUGUUGGAGAAUGCUAUGGAUUUAAAGUUGUGUCAAUAAGUACUUUUAAAUGAAGUAUCUAUUUGAAACUAAUUUUACAUUCAAUCUACAGUGUGAAAUGCUUUCAAUAUUAAUUUAAUAGAAUUUAAAUGAA
This is a messenger RNA of Cuscuta epithymum, 2996 nucleotides long. The record is from the annotation of a GenBank genome assembly. NCBI's taxonomy places the organism in Eukaryota, Viridiplantae, Streptophyta, Magnoliopsida, Solanales, Convolvulaceae.